Molecule: messenger RNA, 1344 nt
Organism: Microthlaspi erraticum
Lineage: Eukaryota; Viridiplantae; Streptophyta; Magnoliopsida; Brassicales; Brassicaceae
Source: the annotation of a GenBank genome assembly
AUGUACUCUCUGCUACUCCAUGGAAAAAAGUGUAUCGAGUUACAUAAAGUUUGCAACUUGAGAGCUAUUUCAGUGAAGCUUGUGCAAAAUGCGUCUCCUUUCUCCAAUUCCUUCUCCUCUGCUGCAAGUGCUGUUACGAAACUCGCGGAAUCAAUCUUAACCAAGGCAAAUCCGGGUUCCGUUCUGAAACUUCUCACAAGUUAUGGUUUCACAGAUUCUCAGAUCUCCGGGAUCAUCCGCAAUUACCCACGAUUGCUUACACUAGACGCUGAGACUUUCCUUCUUCCAAAGCUUCAAGCUUUGCAGUCCAGAGGUGCUUCAAGCUCUGAGUUUACAGAGAUUGUCUCAAAAGUUCCCAGAAUCCUGAGCAAUAGAAUGGCGAAAUCCACCGGCUUGUAUUACGAUUUCAUCAGAGACAUUAUAGAGAAGGACAAAGAAGAAGAAGGAGAUAAGACUUCCACGUUUGACUCUUCAGCAAACGGUAGGCAGGGGAAUAAGAUCCGAAACAUAACGGCGUUGAGAGAAUUGGGAGUGCCUCAACGGUUCUUAUUCACAUUGCUCGUCUCCAAGUACCAACCUGUGUGUGGGAAAGAGAGAUUCGAAGAAUCAGUGAAGAAAGUUGUUGAGAUGGGUUUUGAUCCGACGACGUCGAGGUUCGUCCAAGCUCUACACGUUGUUUACGAGACGAGCGAGGAAACGAGACAAGAGAAAGUCGAGACCUUUAAAAGGUUAGGCUUUAGUGAGGAGGAUGUGAUGGGAAUGUUCAACAAGUGGCCUUACACUUUGAAAUUCUCGGAGAAGAAGAUAGCUCAGACGUUUGAGACUUUGAAAGAGUGUGGUUUUGUGGAAGAGGAAGUGAUGUUGGUGAUGAAGAAGCGUCCGGAGCUCAUGCGUUCUUCGGAAGAGAAGGUGAGGAACUGUGUUGACAUGUUUCUUGGGAUUGGAUUCAGUAGGGAAGAGUUUGUGGCGAUGGUCAAGUGUUUUCCUAAUUGCGUUGGGUUGUCUGAAGAGAAUGUGAGGAAGAAGGUUGAGUUUUUAGUGAAGGAGAUGGAGUUUUGGUCGCUGAAGGAUGUGGUUUCGUUUCCUCCGGUUCUUGGUUAUAGUUUGGAGAAGAGGAUUGUUCCGAGGUGUAAUGUGAUCAAAGGUCUGGUGUCGAAAGGACUGAUUAAAGGAGAGAAAGGUGUGCCUCCAAUGGCGUCUGUUUUGGCGAGUAGCGAUAAGGUGUUUGUAGAGAGGUUUGUGAUGAAACAUGGCAAGCUGGUGCCUAAACUGAUGGCUAUCUUUAGUGGAGAUCGUGCUUCGUUGAGAAAAGAACACACACCGACAAAAAUGAAGAACGUUUAA